This is a messenger RNA of Suhomyces tanzawaensis NRRL Y-17324, 838 nucleotides long. RefSeq names its product translation elongation factor 1 subunit beta (gene EFB1). Gene Ontology annotation, biological process: translational elongation. The record is from RefSeq and is a predicted model, not a curated record. Gene Ontology annotation, molecular function: guanyl-nucleotide exchange factor activity; translation elongation factor activity. The transcript has 2 exons. NCBI's taxonomy places the organism in Eukaryota, Fungi, Ascomycota, Pichiomycetes, Serinales, Debaryomycetaceae. Bases 8 to 634 code for a protein of 208 amino acids. Gene Ontology annotation, cellular component: cytosol; eukaryotic translation elongation factor 1 complex.
CAUCACAAUGUCUUUCUCAGAUUUCUCUAAGGUCGAAACUAUCAAGUCCUUGAACGAGUUCUUGGCUGACAAGUCCUACAUUGACGGUACUGCUGCCACCCAAGCUGACGUCUCUGUUUACCAAGCUUUCCAAAAACAAUACCCACAAUUCACCAGAUGGUUCAACCACAUUGCUUCUUUCACCGAAGAAUUCGCUGACUUGCCAGCUGGUAAGGCUCCAGCUGCUGCCGCUGCUGCCGAAGAAGAUGACGAUGACGUUGACUUGUUCGGUUCUGACGACGAAGUUGAUGAAGAAGCUGAAAAGAUCAAGCAACAAAGACUUGCUGAAUACGCUGCCAAGAAGGCUGCUAAGGGUCCAAAGCCAGCUGCUAAGUCCAUUGUCACCAUGGAUGUCAAGCCAUGGGAUGACGAAACCGACUUGGAAGCCUUGUUGGCCGGUGUCAAGAAUGUCACCAUGGAAGGUUUGACCUGGGGUGCCCACCAAUGGAUCCCAGUUGGUUUCGGUAUCAAGAAGUUGCAAAUUAACUUGGUUGUCGAAGAUGCUUUGGUCUCCUUGGACGACUUGCAAGCUGCCAUUGAAGAAGACGAAGACCAUGUCCAAUCUACUGAUAUUGCUGCUAUGCAAAAGUUGUAAUCGGUUCUAUUGUAUAGAACGGUCAACUUAUGCUAAUUAGUAUAUAAUGAAUACAAGAAUUUUAAUAGAGGCAAUGUAGGACUGGCAUAGUUGGUGUAAAUGUUGGGGAUUUUUUUGCGAUGGAUGGAAGAAGUUUCAUCGAGCCAUUGAAUUAACUACAACGGUAAAUAAUCCUCAUCGUUAUCUAGCCAUUCCGCUAAGCAC